This is a messenger RNA of Priceomyces carsonii, 1296 nucleotides long. RefSeq names its product guanine nucleotide-binding protein subunit alpha (gene GPA2). NCBI's taxonomy places the organism in Eukaryota, Fungi, Ascomycota, Pichiomycetes, Serinales, Debaryomycetaceae. The transcript has a single exon. The record is from RefSeq and is a predicted model, not a curated record. Gene Ontology annotation, molecular function: GTPase activity; GTP binding; G-protein beta/gamma-subunit complex binding. Gene Ontology annotation, cellular component: heterotrimeric G-protein complex. Gene Ontology annotation, biological process: adenylate cyclase-activating G protein-coupled receptor signaling pathway. Bases 1 to 1296 code for a protein of 431 amino acids.
AUGGGCCUGUGUCUUUCGAAGCAGUCAUCAGAGCUGAAUGAAGCUCCUAAAAGUGGCAAGGAGUCCACGAGUGGCGAGACAACGACCCAAACUAAACGACAAAACCAAAAGCAUGCACUAACAUCAUCUAAUAACAAUUCCUUGGCCUCCAACAACCUGAAACAGAAUACUCUGGAAAGCACUGCAAGUACGAACCAAGACAAUGUGGUACCGAAUGGAUCUGCAUCAAACACAGAUAAGGAAGUAAAAGUGCUACUUCUAGGAUCCGGAGAAAGUGGAAAAUCGACUAUUGUCAAACAAAUGAAGAUUUUACAUCAGAAUGGCUAUACUAAGGAAGAGCGAUAUGAAUACAAGCCUUUUGUAUACAAAAACAUUUUAACCUGUAUCAAAAAUAUUAUAAAUGCAAUAACUGAUUUGGAACCCGAUUUAAUUCACGAUUCACAUUCCCGCAAGGAAAACUCAAUCAAAGAUGAAGAAGAUAGUCUCGAAGAUUUUAAGGGAGAGAAACCAAACGAAAAGCAUGUUUUGAACUACGAAGAUAUGAAUGAGGUUUUAGACUACGAUAUAUCUAUCGACUCCGAAGAGCAAUUUAGUCCAAAAAUUGCUGGUAUAAUUGAUCAUAUUUACAAGGUUCAGGAAGUGCAAAAUUUCAUUAAAUAUCAACAGGGGAAUUUUUAUUUUGUUGAUUCUUCUGACUACUUCUUAUCUGAUGUGAAAAGAUUUGCACAGCCAGAUUAUAUACCAACAGUCAAUGAUAUUUUAAGGACUCGUAAAAAGACGUCUGGUAUAUUUGAUUUUAGGUUCCAAAUGAGUGGUCUUAAUAUUCAUAUGUAUGAUGUUGGGGGACAAAGAUCAGAGCGUAGGAAAUGGAUUCAUUGCUUUGAUAAUGUGACAUUAAUUAUAUUUUGCGUUGCCUUAUCUGAGUAUGAUCAAGUUUUACUAGAGGAAAAUAAUCAGAAUAGAUUAGAAGAAUCGUUAGCGUUGUUUGAUUCAGUCGUGAAUUCCAGGUGGUUUUCAAGGACUUCAAUUGUAUUGUUCUUGAACAAAAUUGAUGUUUUUUCAAAGAAGUUGCCAUAUUCUCCUUUGGAAAAUCAUUUCCCUGACUAUACAGGCGGUGACAAUAUCAAUAAAGCUGCGAAAUACAUUCUAUGGAGAUUCACUCAACUUAACAGGUCAGGUUUGUCAAUCUACCCUCAUGUUACGCAAGCCACUGAUACCUCAAACAUCCAAUUAGUUUUUGCAGCAGUCCGAGAGUCUAUUUUAGAAAAUGCCUUAAAAAAUACGGGUAUUUUAUAA